Messenger RNA from Fusarium vanettenii 77-13-4, 1626 nucleotides. RefSeq lists its product as uncharacterized. Lineage: Eukaryota; Fungi; Ascomycota; Sordariomycetes; Hypocreales; Nectriaceae. Bases 1 to 1626 code for a protein of 541 amino acids. The transcript is spliced from 10 exons. The record is from RefSeq and is a predicted model, not a curated record.
AUGGCUGUCGACUUGACUGUCGGUAUAGACGUCGGAAUGAGCGGCACCGGUGUGGCGUAUCGCCAAUCCAAGACCGGCGGUGUCGAGUGCGACGUCGUAUACCUGAAAUGGGGAAGCGAUGAACAGGUCAAGGUUCCAACCAAGUUGGCGUACGCAAGAACGGACGAUUCGCAGCCGCCCCUUCACUGGGGGCUCAACAUCCCAGAUACCACCGAGAACCUAUCCGUCAAAGGAUGGUUUAAGACGCACUUUGGAGGAAACGGCUCAAAUCAGGCAGAAGCCGAAAGGCAUGCAGAAGCCGAAAGGCUGUAUUCUGACUACUUGAAGUGUCUACACGACGAGCUUUCACGGAGGUUUGUCCGUGAUGGGAUACUCGGUAAAGCAUGGAAGCAUGCGAACAUCGCCUUUGUCUUCAGCACGCCAGCUUGUUGGGAACCCCCUGUAGUGGCUCAGUUCAAAGCCCUUGUAUUGAAGGCCGGGUUCGAGAAGGCGCAGAGCAAGCGACUUGGUCGUGGCCUUCAUACCGUCGCCAUCACCAUGACCGAACCGCAAGCAACAGCGGCUUUCGAGUUGCAUACCCCACGGCCCGCCGCAAACCUCCGGAGAGACCACAAUGUCAUGAUCAUUGAUGUUGGUGCUGGCACCGGGGACUUCUCUCUCCUCCAGGUUGCAAUCAAUGCGCAGGAGACUUUGCAUUGGCGUGAGCACCAGCCGGCCAUAGGGGAAAACAUCGGGUCGUGGCACAUCGACAAAGGCUUCGAGGCGCGCAUGACGGAGAUUUUGAAGCCCUACCAACACCUUCUGAGUCAUAGCGCUUCUCAUGUGGCUGGGGAGAUGCGCCGGGGCACAGAAUUCCUCCGUGUAAAGCACGAGUUCGAAGGUGCGAAUGUGCAGAGUGAGACGAUUCCCGUACCCCAUCUCGGAGAUGGCCAGCGUGUCCACGACGAUACUAUUCAGGAUGGUCACUUUACAAACCCUGAAUCGAAGGGAUCACCAGCUGCAUCUUUGAGCGGGCAAGAUUAUCUUCUGCUCUCUGGGGGUCUUGGGAGCUCGCCCUACGUCAAGCGACAGCUGGAGAGGUUUUGCAACGAUUGCUCGAUACUCAAAUCUACCAAGCUGGUGGUGUCUAGGCAGCCCCAGCUUGCCGUCUGCAUGGGUCUAGUGUAUGCCGCCACUUCCAACGAGGCUGUCUUUCCCACGAUUGCUUGCCGCACGUCAUUCGGUCUCGUCAGUCGCAUCCCGAGCGCUGCCCCCGCUAAAAGAACGUGGAUAUCCAUCUUGACACGAGGCAAGGGAUUUGAAGGUCGUUUCGACGAUUGCGUCGACUGGAUCAUUCCCAAGCUUGGCGGAUGGCCCAAAGCCCCCCAAAGGCUCCGAGAUUUUAUUAAGACCCAUCAAUUCAUGCGCGCCAACUUCUCCGAGGCCGAUGCUAAGAAGAAGCGCAAGGUCCUCUGGAGCAAGGAGCACUUCUUCCAAGUCGAUUUUAAGAUUAAGGCGACAAUCGGACAGGCCGAGGCAAAUUUCCUUUGCGUGGACGCCAGCGGAAGAAAGAUCAGUGAGCCGGUCACGAUUUCCACACCUCGCGAACCACCGAUCAUGGGCUUGGAUGGUGUUGAAGAGGAGUAG